This is a messenger RNA of Penaeus vannamei (Pacific white shrimp), 3591 nucleotides long. NCBI's taxonomy places the organism in Eukaryota, Metazoa, Arthropoda, Malacostraca, Decapoda, Penaeidae. The record is from RefSeq and is a predicted model, not a curated record.
GGAGGGGGAGGGUCGGUAGUGGUGAUGCGAGUCGCGACUGACGACGAGUCAGUUACCCUCGCGGUUCCGUGGUGAGAGGGUGUGUAUGUACGGCCGUCGUCGUGGCUGGACGCAACUGUGUUCCGCCAGUGGAUUAACGUCUCGAUGCGGUGAUGUGGUGAAUUGAUGAGUGGUCUUGUGUUCUCAGCGAAGGGAGUGAGCAGGUGGUGUUAUUUGUGGCACUUCAGCGGCGUUCUAAUUAACCGCAUAUCUUGUUAUUGAACGAUACAAGAGUAGAUGUGUGGAGUUGCCAUGUAACUUUGGGCAGCGGGGGUUUGAGACAGACUGGCUUGGGGGUUUUCGAAACGGCAAAGAUAGUGCCUUAUUUUAUCAAACUGCCGAAAACUUAGUGUACGUACCAUAUAUUGUUUAUUUAUUUCCUAACGAAAAGACAUUCAUUCAGUAAUAACCAUCACUUACCAAGGAAAAGGAAAAGCUUUAGUAGAGUGUUAUUUUGACAAGGCUUCGUAUAACACAAUGCAUCAAUUUAAACCUCUUGGUUCAAACUACAGCUGAGGAUCUUUGCAACGGACUCUCUUUUGUGUGUAUGCGUUAAAUGUGUUGGAAAUUGAACCCAAGUGAGUGCAACUGAAAGGCAACAGUUAUAUAAAGAAAAGAAUAUAAGAAAAUACAUGCACAGCCCUUCCACCCACACUGCGAGCGCCGAGUGUCACAAUCCUGGCGCCUUCUUAUAGUGGUCGAUUGGCAGUGUUGGUGAUGUCAUGAGCGGAGUCCACGUGCUACCGACGGCAUCGUAGCGGCGUGGGCGGCAUGUGGGCGGCGGGCGCGGUGUGGGCGGUGGCGCUGGGUGUGGUGUUAACGCCCACCGUUGCUAGCCUCGGCGGGCCCAACGUGUGUACUAAACAGGAGACGUACACAAGUUUUGUGAAUGUAUCCUACACAAAAGCAUAUAGAGUACGAACUUACACGUACUGCUUCAGCAUUCCGCCCAAGUGUUCCAAGUACAAGAUUGCGUAUAAGACUUCUUUCAAGACACAGAGCCAAACCAAAACCCGGACUGUGGAUGUGUGUUGUUCGGGCUUCACAAGAGUGCCAGCUGAAGACCGGUGCAUACCAAUAUGUUCCCAAGACUGCAUACAUGGGGUUUGUGUCAAACCAGAUGAGUGCCGUUGCGAAGCAGGCUACUCAGGCCCAAGCUGUAAUAUAAGCAACUUGAUGGAGUUUGGUAUUGACGACACAGUGCAUAAUGCCCUGGUCCCGUGCUCUGGCCCGCAGUGCUAUGUUUCCUGUCCAGAAGGGAAAUGGGGCAUGGGAUGCAUCCAUGACUGUCCCUGUUUACACGAGGGGAAAUGCGACCCACUGUAUGGGAAUUGUUCAUGUCAUGCUGGCUGGAUUGGUCCAUAUUGUGAAGAGAAAUGCCAGGAUGGGUAUUAUGGAGUGGAUUGCAAAGAUCGCUGUCGCUGUCAGAAUGGAGGGACUUGUGACCAUGUCUCUGGGGCAUGCCAGUGCUCCCCAGGCUGGACAGGACCCCUUUGUGAGAAGUCUUGUCCAGAAGGCACACACGGCACUGCCUGCAGUAACAAGUGUGCCUGUCAAAAUGGUGGACACUGUGACCCUGUCAAUGGGAAGUGUCAGUGUCCUCCUGGUUGGACGGGAGAUGUGUGUGCCAACCCAUGUCCUCAAGGCACCUGGGGACGGAACUGCUCAGAGCUUUGUGAUUGCUACAAUUCUGCAACAUGUGACCACAUAACAGGUCGCUGCAAGUGCCCUUCAGGAUAUGUAGGAAAUAAGUGUCAAGAGGAAUGUCCUUUAGGGACAUAUGGGGUUAACUGCACAGAAUCUUGCAACUGCCGCAAUGGGGCCACUUGUUCCCACAUCAGUGGAAGGUGUUUCUGCAAGGACGGAUGGCUGGGCACCGAUUGCUCAAUGCCAGCGUGUCCCCCAGAUCAGUUUGGAGCAGGAUGUUCACAAAUUUGUUCCUGUGAAAAACAUAACACUGAAAGAUGUCAUCCUUGGACGGGUGAGUGUGAGUGCAAAGCUGGCUGGGCAGGUGAGACAUGUAGUCGAGCCUGCCCCUUCUACAAGUAUGGAGAGAAGUGCCAAAACAGUUGCAACUGCAAGAAUGGGGCUUUUUGUGACCCUGUGGAUGGCACUUGCAUCUGUGCACCAGGGUACCAUGGAAAAGAUUGCAGUGACCAUUGCCCAAAACACAAGUAUGGUCAGAAUUGUGAACUGGAUUGUCGUUGUAAAAAUGCUCUUGGCUGCUCCCAUGAGAGUGGAAAGUGUAUUUGUAGUCCAGGUUGGGGUGGCCAGCAGUGUUCCUUAACAUGCCCACUAGGUUUCUAUGGUGGAAACUGCACUGAAGUGUGUGACUGCCAGAACAAUGGUUCUUGCGACCCAGUGACUGGAAAAUGCACCUGCGGCCCAGGCCAUUUCGGGGACAAGUGCCAAAAGACAUGUGAUCAGGGCUUCCAUGGUAUGGCCUGUGUUAAUCACUGUGCGUGUGUUGGACCCAAUGUUGAAGGCUGUGACCCAGUCACUGGUAGAUGCAUCUGCAAGCCUAGUUUCCGAGGUGUGAGCUGUGAAUCUAGAUGUCCCCGUGGAAAUUAUGGUGAAUCUUGCACAAAACGAUGCGACUGCAAGAACAAUGGGUCCUGCAAUUACCAGAACGGAAAAUGCAUCUGCGAGCGAGGUUGGCAUGGUGCCAAUUGCAACACUCCCUGUAGGCCUGGCAAAUAUGGGGUUAACUGCAACCAGAACUGCCCAUCUUGUGUGCAUGGUAAUGGUACAUGUGAUGCACAGGAAGGGACUUGUGUUUGUGCAGCAGGAUGGCGGGGAGCAAGAUGUGAUCGAACAUGUCCUUCUGGAUACUGGGGGUUUGGCUGUAAUAGUGAAUGCAGAUGUCGUAAUGGUGCAGAGUGUAACCCAGAAACAGGAGAGUGUCAUUGUCUUCCUGGUUGGAGAGGUGCAGACUGCUCACAACCUUGCCCUCCUGGGACCUUUGGUUACAAUUGCCUUCAAGCAUGUCAUUGUCGAAACCAUGCUUCUUGUAGAGGCAAUGAUGGUUUCUGUGAGUGCAAGCCAGGAUGGAUGGGACCAGGGUGUACACAGACUUGUCCAGAAGGUUAUUAUGGACGACAGUGCCUGAAUGUGUGCAAUUGCAGCACUGAUAAUUUCAUUUGUCAUCCUGUUGAAGGCUGUAAAUGUCGUUAUGGAUUUGAAGGUGACAUGUGUGAUAUCCCAAUUACAAGUCCCAUCAAAACAAGUGAUGUUCCCUUCCUUCCAACUACACCAAGCGGAUCAAAUAAUGCUGGACUUAUUGUUGGCGUCGUGUCAAUCAUUCUCAUCACCAUUGUCAUUGCAAUCAUAAUUUAUUACAGACGAAGACUAAAAAGAUUAAAAAGAGAACUUGCUGUUGUCCAGUACACAGCUAAUCCAUCAACAACAGACAACUGGAAAUCUCUGUCUUGUGUCAGGGAUGAUUCAAAGAGUCAUAUGUUGAAAGGUAAAUGUGACAGGAAAUCACAAUGCAUUUGGCAACUCAGUGUUAUAUGUAGAGUGAAUGUUGUAGGAUGAUCAGCAAUAUUUGGU